Molecule: messenger RNA, 936 nt
Organism: Tuber melanosporum (Perigord truffle)
Lineage: Eukaryota; Fungi; Ascomycota; Pezizomycetes; Pezizales; Tuberaceae
Exons: 4
Coding region: 1-936 (311 amino acids)
Cellular component (GO): endoplasmic reticulum
Molecular function (GO): oxidoreductase activity
Source: RefSeq, a predicted model, not a curated record
AUGUCGAACGCUACUGCUGCUAUGAAGGACUCGUUGUUCAGUUUCCAGCAUCUGCAGAACUUCUAUAUUCCUGCUGGGUUGUUGGUGUUUGGUACAGCAUUAUUAGGCCAUGAUCACGUUCCCUAUGUGGCACUAGCAGUAUUGAUCUUCGGAGGGUUUCGGGUUCUGAAGGGCCAUGGCCCAAGGAGGGUGCUGAGGGCAGAUAAGUGGCAGGGUUUCAAACUUGUAGAAGCUACAGCACUGUCUCACAACACUGGAAUCUAUAAAUUUGCUCUUCCUCGCUCUACAGACGUUCUUGGUCUUCCGAUUGGCCAACACAUUCAAUUCUCCGCCAGAGUUAAUGGUGCGGAUGUAGUUAGGUCUUACACACCUAUAUCUUCUGAUGAGACCGACCGCGGAUCCUUCAGUAUGCUGAUCGAGUCCUAUCCAGCCGGAAACAUCUCUAAGCAUAUUGAAUCGCUCAAUAUUGGGCAGAACAUUAAGACCAAGGGCCCAAAAGGGCAAUUUGUUUAUCGGCCUGGUCUCGUACGCGCAUUCGGGAUGAUUGCCGGAGGUACUGGCUUAGCUCCUAUGCUUCAGAUCAUUAAGGCUAUUAUCAGGAACCCGGAGGACAAGACCGAGGUUGAUUUCAUAUUCGCCAAUGUGAAUAUGGAAGAUAUCUUGCUGAAGGAUGAGCUAGAUGAGCUGGCCGGAAGUCAUAGCAACUUUCGAAUCCACUAUGUGUUGAAUAAUCCCCCAGAAAGUUGGAAGGGUGGGGUUGGGUUCGUGACGGAGGAUAUGAUCAAGGAGGUAUGUCCUGCACCUGCCGCUGAUAUUAAGAUUCUGCUGUGCGGUCCUCCUCCCAUGAUCAGUGCUAUGAAGAAGGCUACUGCAGCUUUGGGCUACGAGCCUGCAAAGCCCGUGUCCAAGUUGCCAGACCAAGUCUUCAGUUUCUAG